Messenger RNA from Symbiodinium natans, 1407 nucleotides. The record is from the annotation of a GenBank genome assembly. NCBI's taxonomy places the organism in Eukaryota, Dinophyceae, Suessiales, Symbiodiniaceae.
AUGACAAACUGCGAUGGGGCGCCGAUGCCGCUGACGUCCGAUGCGCUGCCGGGCGCAGAUGAGCUGGAGCUCAUCGAGCGCUUGCGCGAGCGCUUCGCCACGGUCUUCGCCGAACGGGAGAAGAGAGGGCAGCUCUAUCCGGCACUCUUCGGAAACCUGGCCCUUACGCGCAUCCUCCGGCAGAACAAAGCCGAUUUCGAGGCCUCCGUCCUGUGGGUCGAGAAGUUCCUCGACAUUUUCGCGGAGCUUCAUGGUGAUGAUGUCAUGCCGGACCUGAUCGCAAGGCUGGAUGCGAUCCAAAGAGAGGGCCGACUGGUCACCACCGACGACCUUCCGGGCCAUAACGAGAUCAAGAAUUACUCCUCCCUCAUAUACAACGCCGAGCAGUUGACAAAGACGGGCGACCCACUGAGCUACUUCCCACUCGGUGAGCUCAACAAGCAUCAGCUCAUCGCUCGUGGCCUUUUUGAGAGCUAUGAGCGUGUUGUGCUUCACGGCUGGCUUUUUCGAGCGAUUGAGCUGGACCGGAUGAGCCGGGAGCAGGGCCGCCUUUGCCGGGUCGUCAACAUCAUCGACGCCUCUGGCUGCACCCUUUCCAAGGUGAUCUGCCGGGACUUCGACAGACGUGCCGAGAAGAUGAUGCAGCGGUUGGAGAAACUGGUGCCGGAUCUCACAGCUGGUAAUUGGGUGAUCAACGCACCCUGGGUCAUGCAGAAGAUCUUCCCCUGGGCCAAGAAGGUCUUGAAGAUCAAGGUGGACAACUGGUUUCUUUGCCAGGGCAAUGGCGAGCAGGAUGAGGACCUCCUGACCUUGGUCUCGGUGGAGACUCUACGAGAGUUGGGAGCCUUCCGGGCUAAGGCCAAGGAGGAGAACGACCAGCGGAGUGCUGAUUUCCAUUACAUCACACGUGGAACCGUUUUGGAGCACGCUGUGGAGGUGAAGAGCGGGCAGCGUGUCUCCUGGAAGUUUGUUGUACUCCCGGGCGUCCCGAUGCUCCCUCCCCCCGAGAUCGACUUCGGCGUGGUUGGUGUCUGGGACGUCCCUGAAGACGCGGCCGCCCCACCGCGCGAGUGUCCAUCGGCACCUCCGCCCCGGCGCAGCGCGCGACCCGAGCGCACUGGCAUGGUGGUGGAGGAUGGCAGUGCAGUCGACCUGGUCACGGGUGACCCAGACGAGGUGGACGACUAUCAGGGUUUGCAGGAGGAGGUGUUGCACGACUUCCAGCGUUGGGGCACUGUGGACCUGGAAAAUGUCGGGGCCGUUACUGCGCCGAAAGCUGGCAUCGUCGUACUGCGAUGGAGCAAUGAGUUCAACCUCAUCCGUGCAAAGCGCGUGCAGUUCGAAGUCUCCUGCGACGACGGGCAGGCUCCGGCAGAGACGGUGAGCUCCGGCGGCUAUGCAUCCUGA